ACAACAUUUGCGCAGCUGAAAUUGUCAUAAUGUCGCUUCCCCCUCCUUUCAAUAUAGAAACGGCUAAUGCCAAAGUCAAGAAAGCCCAAGACCUGUGGAACAGCCAGGACCCAAAAACAAUCGCCCAGGCUUAUACUGCGGACAGCAUCUGGCGUAACCGAUCCAGUUUCAUUACAGGCACCGCCGCUAUCGAAGACCUCUUGACCAAAAAGUGGGCGAAGGAAAAGAGCUAUCGUCUGCGAAAGGAACUAUUCGCCUUCACGGAUGACAAGAUUGCCGUCCAGUUCUGGUACGAAUAUCAGGAUGCGCACGACAGCAUGAAGUGGAAGCGAUGUUACGGCCUCGAGGACUGGACAUUUGCGGAAGAUGGCAAGAUGCGAAAGCGCCAGAUGAGCGGAAACGAUAUCGAGAUUGACGAAGCUGAUCGAUGGUUCAAGGAUGGUGUGGAUGUCAAUGAUGUCGAGAUCAGCGAAGCCCAUUGGUGAUUAUUCAUUGAUGUCUCUGAACAGAAGGGGUAUCAUAACGCUCAAGUAACGGAUGCUGUGGUUGUACGCUCAAGCCGUCGACGGGUCUACGCGGGUGGCGUAUCGUGUAUCAAAACUAAGAUGAACUUGGGAUCUGGCCAUAAAUUAGCAAAGCACAGUCUCUGUUCUUGUCAAACC
Molecule: messenger RNA, 662 nt
Organism: Boeremia exigua
Lineage: Eukaryota; Fungi; Ascomycota; Dothideomycetes; Pleosporales; Didymellaceae
Exons: 4
Coding region: 30-485 (151 amino acids)
Source: RefSeq, a predicted model, not a curated record